Messenger RNA from Auxenochlorella protothecoides, 1011 nucleotides. RefSeq names its product Cyclin-dependent kinase B1-1. The transcript has 8 exons. Gene Ontology annotation, biological process: regulation of gene expression; G1/S transition of mitotic cell cycle; regulation of G2/M transition of mitotic cell cycle. Lineage: Eukaryota; Viridiplantae; Chlorophyta; Trebouxiophyceae; Chlorellales; Chlorellaceae. Bases 1 to 1011 code for a protein of 336 amino acids. The record is from RefSeq and is a predicted model, not a curated record. Gene Ontology annotation, molecular function: cyclin binding; ATP binding; cyclin-dependent protein serine/threonine kinase activity. Gene Ontology annotation, cellular component: nucleus; cytoplasm; cyclin-dependent protein kinase holoenzyme complex.
AUGGUGCAGGACAACUAUAUCAAGCUCGAAAAGAUCGGGGAAGGGACCUAUGGCAAGGUGUACAAGGCCAAGGACCGCACCACCAAUCGGCUGGUUGCUCUGAAGAAGACCCGACUCGAGAUGGAGGAGGAAGGUGUGCCAUCCACCGCCCUGCGUGAGAUCUCCCUGCUCCUCAUGCUCUCCAAGAGCAACCACAUCGUGAGGCUACUGGAUGUAGAGCACAUCGAGGAGAACAACAAGCCCUGCCUCUACCUGGUGUUCGAGUACUGCAGCACCGACCUGAAAAAGUACAUGGAUCGCCUGGGGAAGGGGCCCUCCUUCCCCCUCUCGCUCGUCGUCAUCAAGAGCAUGAUGUACCAGCUGCUCAAGGGUGUAGCCCACAUGCACCGACAUGGUGUCAUGCACCGCGACCUGAAGCCCCAGAACCUGCUGGUGGAGGAAGGGCCCCAUCCAGACCAUCCCCUGCUCAAGGUGGCCGACCUGGGCCUGGGCCGCGCCUUCUCCAUCCCCAUCAAGUGCUACACGCACGAGAUCGUGACCCUGUGGUACCGCGCCCCCGAGGUACUGCUGGGCAUCAGCUGCUAUGCGCCGGCGGUGGACAUGUGGAGCGUCGCCUGCAUCUUUGCCGAGCUGGUCCGCAAGCAAGCCAUCUUCCCCGGCGACAGCGAGCUGCAGCAGCUGCUGCACAUCUUCAAGCUGCUGGGCACCCCCAGCGAGGCCACCUGGCCGGGCGUGGGCAAGCUGCGCGACUGGCACGAGUUCCCGCAGUGGAAGAUGCAGGACCUGGACCUGCUCUUCCCGCGCCUGGAGCCGGCGGGCGUGGACCUGAUGAAGGCCAUGUUCGAGUACGACCCCGUCAAGCGCAUCACGGCCAAGGACGCCCUCCUGCACCCCUACUUUGACGACCUGGACAAGGCGUUGGUGGACAGCAUGGAGGACGAGGAGGUGGGGGAGCAGCUGGCCGCCUCCAUCGCCGCCCUGGCGGCCCAGCGGGCAGGGGAGACGGCGUAG